AGUGAAGGCUGCUGGGAUAGAAUUCUUCUGCUGUAGAGUCCUUGACAGCAGUUAAAACACUGACAGCUCAGAUUCCAAAAUAGUCGCCAAAAUGGCAACAACACAGAGUGAGCAGAUGAAAGCCAUUGUCCAGCAGCUGAACAAGGAGCCUUUCAACAAAAAUUACAACCUCAUAUCUUUUGACUCUCUUGAGCCUCUCCAGCUGCUGCAGAUUCUCAAUGAUGUGCUUGCAGUCAUAGACCCAAAGCAAAAGAUUGAUAUCAGAGAGGAAAGCCCUGACCAGACUGCUGUGAGGGUGUUUAAUUUGCUUCGAGUGUUGAAAUAUAAGCCACCAGACUCAGUUAACUUGAGUCAGUUUCGAGCAGGCUUAGUACAGGCAGAGAAGCCUAUUAUCUAUCCAAUCUUGGAAUGGCUGCUGCCCAGGGUACCUGAACUGCAGAAGCGAGCCUACCUGGCCAAAUACCUGCUGAAGAUUGAUGUACCUGCUGAAAUAAUGCAAGAUGAGGAAGUCAGUGGGAUCUAUUUACAGUAUGAGGAGAUGAUGGACCAGUUUAAGGAUGUUCACAAGCAGGCCUCGCAACUUCACAACUCUGGUUUCAACACUACUGAGAUCCGCAAAGAUAUUGCCAACAUGGAGGAGGAAAAAGAGCAGCUAAUAAAGAGAAUUGAAAGGCUGCGCAGAAAGGUGGAGUCUCAUCCAAACUCCCAAGUGAUGAUGAAUGUUGCCAAGAACCUGAGGGUGGAACGAGACCGAGAGAAAAAAAUUGCUUCUCAGAAGCAGGAGCAAUUAACUAUUGUACAACAUUUAGAGCAAAGGAUCAAGCGCAUGGAAAAUCAGUUGAGGGAUAUGCGGCAGGCCAGUGUGGGUGCCACUCCAGAAACUAUGAUAGAGAGGCUGGAGGAAGAGACACGGGCCAGUGGCUACAUGGUAAAGGACCAGCUGCCAAAGGACUUAGCAUCGCGCCGCAAGAUGAUUCAAGACCUACAAAAGGUUGUUGCUAUACCAGCUAUGGGGCAGUCAGAUUUGGAUGAACUAAACAACCAGAUCAACAUUCUUAAUGCUGAGAUAAACCAGCUUAUUGAGCAAAGAAUGCGCAGUGGUGAACCCACAGAUGACAAGCUGUCCAUCUUCAGACAACAGGCAAGUAUUAUUUCACACAAAAAGGAUGCUGCAGCAGCAGCACUGCGGGAGGUUCGCGAUGAGCUCAAUAAGACGCAGCAGGAGUUGGAGCAGAAACGAGAAAUUGUGUCAAAUGUGGAGGGCACUGAAGUGCUGAAAGGCGAAGACUUUAAGCGCUAUGUUAAUACGCUGCGCAGCAAGAGUACAGUUUACAAGAAAAAGCGCUCAGAGCUGGCCGAGCUGAGGGCUGAGAGCGGUGUGUUGUCACGCACAGAGGACAUUCUCAGGCAGCGUAACGAGCUAAUCAACAAACAGCUGGGCAUUGUGGAGACAAAAGCUGGGGUGUCAGGGUACCGCCAGACCCAGGAGAACUUGGAAAAAGUUUCAACCAUGAAGAGUGAAUUUGACGAAGUUAAAGGUCGCACGCUUGAAGACAUGUCAGAAAUGGUUCGACGACUGCAUGGUGAGAUUGCAGAACGACGCAACACUUUGGCUCCCAUUCUGCGAGAACUUCGACCAUUGCGGGAGAGUGUGCAGCGCCUUGAGCCAGAGCAUGACAGCAAGAAGCAAGUGUAUGAGCGCACAGCGGCUGGCUUGGAGAGCAACAUGAGUAAACUGGAGCAGGAAGUGAAGGCUUACAUGGAGGAGUGUCGGGCUGAGGAGCACCGAUAUCACUACCUGCACUGCAUGAUGGGAGUUCUGCAGCAACAACAGGAGAGGGUGGAGGAAGAGAUUAAGGCAUACAUCAGUCACGACCUGGCAGACAAGAAGAAGACACUGAGGGAGAUGUACAAUCGGAAAAUCCAAGAACAGGAGAACCUGGGUCGAAAUCUUCGUGAACGCCAAAAAACUGUGCGUGAGAAUCAUGAACCCAACAUGAAGCAGAUGAAAAUGUGGCGUGACCUGGAACGUCUGCUGCAGUGUAAGUUCAACUGUCUAGAACAACUCACCUCCAUUGGAUCCUCAGUAACAGGCGGGCGGCCGGUGCAGAUUGGAGGGGGAGGGUACGGAGAAGCUCCACCUACCCACUUGGAGGAGGAUCGACUGGUGUUGUAAAGCUCUGUGAUUUCAAAUAAUCACCUAAAAGUCUCUCUUGUUUUUCUUCAAAGUUAAUAUUCAUGUGUUUUUAAAAGUGACAGUCUUUAAGUUAUAUUAACAUAUGUAAUAGUCCACAAUGUGUUGACUUGCUAUUGACGCCAGUUAAAAGGCUGCUGCGCGAACCACAGGAGAUGUUGUCCACUGGGAUGUUGUCAGCGAAACAGUAGGCAAUACAAGGAGGCUACUAAACAUUUUAAUUCUUGGAUUUUUGUCGAGUUUUUUUUUUUUCUUAGACCAUGUGACUGUUGCACAAUACUUCUCUACUUGUUUGCAGCCCACCGUCCAUAUCAGAUGUCGAUUUACAAUAAAAGACACUCUAGAUAA
Messenger RNA from Pomacea canaliculata, 2542 nucleotides. RefSeq names its product intraflagellar transport protein 81 homolog. Gene Ontology annotation, cellular component: cilium; intraciliary transport particle B; centrosome. Gene Ontology annotation, biological process: cilium assembly; intraciliary transport. Bases 92 to 2176 code for a protein of 694 amino acids. The transcript has 14 exons. NCBI's taxonomy places the organism in Eukaryota, Metazoa, Mollusca, Gastropoda, Architaenioglossa, Ampullariidae. Gene Ontology annotation, molecular function: tubulin binding. The record is from RefSeq and is a predicted model, not a curated record.